Symbiodinium necroappetens is the source of this 2262-nucleotide messenger RNA. The record is from the annotation of a GenBank genome assembly. Lineage: Eukaryota; Dinophyceae; Suessiales; Symbiodiniaceae.
AUGGAAGAAGAAGAAGAAGUCAUCAUCAUCAUCAUCAUUAACGUCAUCAUGUUCACAAGCAUCAUCACAAUCCAAGAUGCGGUUCAGCUGGAUUGCAAGCCAACUAGGUGCCCGCUAGAUCGUCUAUGUUGCGAACAUGCCGGCGUCGUUGCCCUGAUCCAUGACAGGAUUGCUGUUGCCAUGUCUAAACCCACCACCGAGAUAGACCUCUCUGGGUUUGGGCUCGAGAGACUGCAGCACAUAGGCCGGGGGCAGUAUGCCAGUGCGCAGCUGGUCAAAGAAACGGCCAGUGGACAGACCUUCGUGGCCAAAUGCAUCUCCUUGGCGGCAUUGAACGAGCAUGACCAGGAUUUGGCCCAUCAAGAGGUCUUUCUGCUGCAGACCUUGAGCCAUCCCUAUAUCGUCGCAUAUCGGGAUAGCUUUCUCAUUGAAGGGGCGAACACUUUGGUGAUUGUGAUGGAGUAUUGCGGCGGCGGCGAUGUUCGCAAAGCUAUCAAGGACAAAGCAAAGGAAGGUGCCCACUUUUCGGAGGAGCAAAUCAUGACGUGGUUCGUCCAGCUCUGCUUGGCGCUACAGUACAUCCAUUCAGAGAAGGUAUUGCAUCGAGACUUGAAAACUUCCAACAUCUUCUUGACCGAAGAUGGCUCGGCCAUCAAGCUCGGCGACUUUGGCAUCUCACGUGUGCUGGAAGGCACCACCGAGGCCGCUGUCACUAUUGUCGGAACGCCAUACUACAUGUCUCCCGAAGUUUGUCGAAGCGAGCCGUAUAACUGGAAAUCCGACAUCUGGGCUUUGGGAUGUGUGCUCUACGAGUGCUGCAUGCUGAAGCAUGCCUUUGAGUCUUCCUCCUUGUUGGGCCUUGUCUACAAGAUUGUCAGUGACCAUUAUGACCCAAUUCCGUCCUUCUACUCGCCAGAGCUGAAUGAUCUGAUCAACAAGCUGCUGAUGAAGAAUGCCGAGUCCCGGCCUUCCAUCAACGAGCUUUUCGCCAACCCCUACGUCAAGGCUUACCUGGCGAAGCAAUCGGCCCCUGUGGCCGCCCCCAGUCCGCCCUCCUUGGAGCCGGCUGGCAAGAAGACCACUCUGAGGCCCGGAGGCGCGGCGAAGCCGCCUCCGCCUCCUCCGCCACCUCCCAAGGAGACCCCGCCGGCACCCGGCCCUGCCCCUCUUGCGCCAGAGUCCAAGAUCCUCGUCAUCAUCGCGCGCAUCCGGCGGCGGCUGGUGGGUCAGAAGCUGAACUGGAUCUCGUCCUGUGCAUCCUUCGAUGAUGAUGGCGACGGAGCGCUCACGCCGGACGCCAUGGGCCACGCUCUGAUGACGAUGCCCCUCGGCCUGAGUGACGAUGAGAUCAAGCAAUUGACGUCAGCUUUGUCUCCAUCACCUGGUGCCAAGAUAUCCCUGGACGCCUUCAGCGCUUACCUGCAGGAGGUGGCAGAUGAAGUGAAGCAGUACGAAACUUGGGCCCGGCAGGUCCUGGCGCCGCCGGGGAAGCGCCUCCACGAUCUGCUGCGGGCGAAGGACAUCGAGCGCAGCGGCACUUUGGCCCCCAGCAUCUUCCAAGACACGCUCCAGGAGCUUGUUCCCGUGCUUACUCCUCCACAUCUCGACUUGCUGGCCUUGCUCGCUGACAAGAACUGCUUAGGCGACGUGGACUAUGGUGAGUUCCUGGACACCUUUGGCGCCCCCGUGGCUCCUCCAUCGUCAGCUCCUCCUGGGCCUCCGGGUCCUCCAAGGCCCCCAGCGCCGCCGGGAAUGCCGCCGCUGCCAGGCAUGUCGGCAGCUCCUGCUCCGCCUGGGAUGCCUCCUCUGCCUGGCGUGGCUGGGCCAUCCGAUCCGCUCGGGGCGACCCUGGGAGGGACCCUGGGCGGAACCCUCGGCAGUGUGGAAAUCAACUUUGAGAAAACGUUUUUCACUUGCACUUCCAGCUCUGCUUUGCAAGGAACGAAUGCCGGCCGCAUGUCUCUCUCGGCACAAGGCUGUGCCUUGAUCUUUGGAAGACUGCGCAGAAGGCUGGAGGCAGCUGGUUUGGCGUUGUCUGAUGCCUUGGCGCUGUUCCUCCUUCCCGGAGAGCGGGAGCUGACAGCGGAGCAGUGGCUGGAUGUGGCGUCGACUUUGCCCCUGGGCACCUCGCGAGCUGAGAUGCAACAGCUCUUCCUGAAGGUGGAUGCAGACAGCUCCGGCAAGGUUGCGCUGACCACGCUGGAGCAAGGCAUCGCGCGGGCAAACUCCGAGGACUGUUGCAAGCCUCCUACCUGGAUCUCA